Molecule: messenger RNA, 3711 nt
Organism: Giardia duodenalis
Lineage: Eukaryota; Fornicata; Diplomonadida; Hexamitidae
Exons: 1
Coding region: 1-3711 (1236 amino acids)
Source: RefSeq, a predicted model, not a curated record
AUGUCCGCUUUGGAGCGCGGCCUGCAUUCUCGGCACUUGAGGGACGGGGCCUCCAGGAACCGCGAUAAUAGCAUUUUUUAUGAUACAAUGAGUUGCGUUGAACGACCUCAACGCAUUCGGAACCACCCUCAUAAAAAGCAAUCAAAACAGAGCCACGGCGCGCGGGCUCAGACGUCCUAUUCAUUUUAUCAGGAUGAUCGUCGGCCAAACAGAUAUGCCCAUCAACGGACAUCUUAUACUAUCCAUUCCGAUUCAGAUGACUCUUAUAUAUAUUCUGAGCUGGAUGACCGGACUGACAACGAAAACUACGACGCACCGCACCCAGAUCGUACGAUGCAUUAUAACAAGGACUUUAAGGCCUUCUGCACAGAGAUAGCACAGUACGUCGUUGAGGCCUGUACACGAUCUGCCAUCCAAAGCAGUAGCAUGUAUGUUGACACGGCAUCGUCGAUUCUAUCUGCUAGCCCGGACGAUGGGAUGGAUGAUCGAGCCCCUGCUUCAUCAAAGGGUCAUGCCAGCUCUCGUCGCGCUCUUCUCCACGGUGAGUUUGCGCGAAAUAGUAGGCUGACCAAAAGUCAAGAUAAGCUCCAGUCUAUCAAUGAGAUUUUUUCUGGUUCUCAUCGGGGAGCUCAUUACAGUAAAGGCAAGGACAAUACUCAUCACAAUGGCCGUUACACUUAUCAACAGAAUCCUCUUGCUGCGCCUACAGCUAAGCGGGGCAUGGCUCAGUUGGAGUCUUCUCCACUAAGAACACAACACGGUGCUGCCAGGAGCCCUAAUGCAAAGGCCUUAGGAGACGACAGCAUCAACAGUCCACGGGCACUCCAAACUAGAAUUUCUAAGAGAUCUAGGCCCGAUAAACAAGGAUCAGAAGCAGCUAUUCGUCGGCUUGUUGUUGAGCCUUUUCCGGCAGAGCCGCCAGACAGUCAGCGUGCCAUGCCUCAUCACGCCUCACAAAAAGUCAGAAGAACCCAGCCCACGAGUGCGCAUCUAGAGUCUCAGACAGUAGUAUUCAGUGCAGAAGACAAUCAUCUGCAUUCAGUCGAUAGCUCUGCGAGUGACAACAACGAUUCAUUUGUAUCCGAUUCAAAUACAGAUUCAUCAACAUAUUCUAAUAGGGAGGAUGGGAUAAAUUAUGUUCCCAUGAAGAAACUGUCAUCAAAUAUGAAAGAAGACAAUAAUGUCACAUCAGUUGCGGUUGCUGCAGCCAACGCCUUCUCAUGCAUAUCUGAAGGGCGAGAAAGGAAGGCAUCUAAGAAGCAAUCUUUAGUAGACGCCCGAGCGAUUUCUUCUCAUCUGCCAUCAGAUGACGAUAUAAAGGCUGCAGCCUCUCAAAAGAACGGUAUUAAAGAAGCCUUUGUUCAUGAUAGUCUGGUCCCCUGUGCCUCUGCUGAUCAACAACUUGCUGCAAUUGGGGGGAGUUCGUUGUAUACCGAGCUCAAAUCAGUUAAUUUUAACAAACAGGCUAUAUCAGUGAGGCUUGUGGAAAUCACCAAUGAUUUUCGGCGUUACAAGAGUGAGAUUGCAAAGCAGUUUGCUGAAUUGCAAGAGAUUGUGGCCUCGAUGUCUACUCAGAUCAAAAUGUUAGAGUGCACGAUAAACGGUCUUCAGAUAGGCGUACAUGCCCAGCCAUCGUUUGCGCGUGGUAGCGGAAUCUUUUGGCAUGAUUCACUGAUCCACAAAGAUCACUCCGCCGCCGCUGGACGCUCAUCCGGAACGGGGGCCAACAGCGUUAUGCAGUAUCCAAAGAUAAUCAGUACCCCUCUAAUAGAUCCUGCCAGAAGCUCUUGCAGCUCUACUCAGAUGGUCUCUCGGUCCCCAGAGCCUAUAGACGUUAUGAGGUCAGAACACAAGCCGCCCAUGGUGCCCUCAUUUCAUGCAGGGGCUACAGACGUGAUGGGAAGAUGCGACUUACGGAACUAUGUGCUAUCCACGGACGGGCAAUCAGAAUCAGUGCACGACUCUGUUAGCUCUCAGACAGAACCAAAUUCCCUUUCUAUUGUCCAGAUGGGUGAUGAGAAGAUAUCAGCUCUAACAGCCAGCCAGAUUAGUAAAGAAAAGAAACGGAAACACCAUACGUCGUCAAAAUGCGAGCCUAGGGACAGCAUUGGUGUAACUAUAUCGCCUCUAUCUGCCGCAGCAGAGGUCUUAGACAGAAAAAGUGGGCUAAGUGAUAUGGCUGCUCCAUCGGCACGGAAGCACACACGCUCGUCCAUACAGGACUUCAUAAAAGAGGCUUCUUCUACACGUGAGAAAAGCCCAAGCAGAAAUCCUUCUCUUUGCCAGAACAGCACGGCAUCCUAUGUAGAAGAUAUGGACAUACACAAUGAGGAUCCUGCUGUAAUUGGUCCUGAGGCCCCAGUCUCAGGAAUUUCCACGGACGAUCCUGAACGGACCGGGGACACUAAGUCCACCUCACGCCGAUCUCAUAGAACAGGAGGUAUAGAAUUUAGCGAUAGGGGAGAUACUCAAGAUCAGACAGGCUACGCGUCAACCUAUGAGGCAAGUGACAUACAUAAAUCAGGUAAGUCUAAACCCCGUGAGCGAAGGCAGCGGAAGUCCAAGAGUCACUCUAAUUCUACUAAAGAUUACCAAGGGAAUGAGGAAGCAUCUUACUCACAGUCUAUAUUGUCUGAGCAACUUGUCUCUAUGAAUAUUUUAGGAGCCAAUAUGGUGCAACCAGAGCUUGAGGUCCCACUGAACCAGAGCGAUACUCCAAUUCACCCGUACCUACUGAGCCAUCCAGAUAGUGCCGAGCACGCUGCUACUCUGGAUCCUUCCAACUAUGGUCUUAUCGAAAAGUUGUUUGUAUCUGAUCUGUCUCGCAGUCCCAGUAUCUUCAAUGAUGACACUGAAUUUAUGAUUGUUGAAACAAUUGAAAUAGUGCAGUCAAUCUAUAUUCUUCCUGGGCUCAGAAAUAAUAAGCUUACUACCUGGUCUACCGCGUGCAGAACGCUAGGGAACCUGAUGAUCAACACUGAUGGGCCUUUCUGGAGAGCGACGUAUCAAUGUGCACGGUACCUUCUUGCGCUGUAUGUUGCAUAUGGUUCUGCUGUUCUCGAAGCAGGAUUAAGUGAGAUAUACCAGAGGUUUUACACUGCUCUCAAAACGAUGACAGGGGUUGGUAACGAGGAGAUUCAGGCAGACUGUCUGUUAGUGGCCUCUGUCCUUGAUCUUAUAUGUGGAGUCACGCAGCUCCGUCAGGAAGGCGACCUGACGCGUCUUGUCAGCUCAAUUGCAACAGUGGCUCCCUCUCUCAGUCAGGUAGGCUUUGCAGCGCACGUGUUUCCCCUUCCUGUCUGCCUAUUAGUUGUGAUGGAGGAACUAAUCUCAGAAGAGCAGUUCCAGCUGGUCAACACGUGGAUUAGGUCCAAUCAGGAACCGCAAGAUGAUGAGCAGAAGCGAAUAGCAGAAUUUGCCGUGUACUUCUCCACCUAUUUCUAUUCGAUGAUGUCAUACGUGACAGAUUUUUACGUCACGAUUACCGGACAUAGUAAGAAGCCUGAUGAGCCUCUUGCCCUUGGCAAUCCUGUAUCAGCAGGAAUGCUCUGCAAUCUUGCAAGCUUGUAUCGCGCAGGAGUACUGCUUCAAGAAAACCUAUCACCACCAGAGGGCAGCUUUGAAGCUAAUUCUCUUAAGCUGGGUCUAAAACAAUUGAUUAGCUUGGUACCUGAGAUUGAUGAGAUAAUCACCAGAACAGAAAAGAGGUAA